UCUGGAAGCGAAAAGAUGGCGACCGCUGAGGAAUCAUUUGUCCCCGGUGUUCACUUCCGGCAAGCUGAAAGAAAUGUUCCGCCUGAUCCUGGAGUGUUCCAAUCAUCUCGAGGAGUACUUGGGCACGAUGGUCGAAAAAGGCGAGCUGAUCAACGCGAGAGAGCUGGCCUCCAAAUUCACCACCGACGUGAUAGGAAGCUGUGGCUUUGGAAUCGAGAUGAACUCACUGUCGGAACAGGAGAGCGAAUUUCGACGGGCCGGCAAGGACAUCUUCUCCACCAACUUCUUCAGAAUUCUGAAAACCAAAUUCCACGAAAUGCAGCCGUGGUUGCACACACUUUUCGUUCGUCUUCUGCCGUACGACAUGCCAACGAAACUGUUCAUAAAGAUCACCAGCGAAACGUUGAACUACAGAGAGAAGAACAACAUCGUCAGGCCUGAUUUUAUGAACAUCCUGAUGGAGCUGAGAAGGCAUCCCGAGAAGAUAAACAUCGAAUUAACAGACGAAUUAUUAGCCGCGCAAGCAUUCAUUUUCUUCACGGCUGGCUUCGAGACCUCUUCGACGACGAUUAGCAACACUCUUUACGAGCUGGCUUUGAACCCGGACAUUCAGACGAAGCUGCGAGAAGAAAUCAAACAAUUCGAGGUGAAAAACGGCGGAGAGUGGAAGUACGAAACGAUAAAAGAAAUGAAAUAUUUGCAUAAAGUGUUCCAAGAGACGCUAAGGAAGUAUCCACCUCUGGUACUUUUGAGCAGACUAUCGACCGAAGACUACACGUUCGACAAUACGAAAAUAACAAUUCCCAAAGGCACGUUGAUCUGGAUACCCGUGUUUGCCAUUCACAGGGACCCGGACAUCUAUCCGGAUCCAGAAAAAUACGACCCCGAACGAUUUGCGGAGGACAAUUUCCACGAGAUCCAACCUAUGCAUUAUAUGCCAUUUGGACACGGGCCAAGAAAUUGUGUGGGUGCACGUUUCGCAUUUUAUCAAACGAAGAUUGGACUGAUAAAAAUCUUACGCAAGAACAAAAUCGACGUUUGCCCUGAAACGAAGAUUCCGUAUAAGUUAAAUCCAUUUUCGUUUAUUUUGACACCUUCGACUCCGUUAAGUUCAUUAAAAUACGAAAUGACUUGUAAAAACGGAGAAAAGAAGAAAAACAGGAAAAGAAUCUGUAUACAAGGUCAAGAAGUGCUGAGUUAUAAUAAUGGAGACGUGAGGGGACUUGAGCUGCUUCAAAAUACUGAUGUUGAACCCCUGAAAUAACCAAUUAAACAAAAUGGCAACCACGUUGGAAAUAUUAAGCUACAUAGUAGUGUUGCUCGUUCUGCUGUAUUAUUACUUCACGGCGAAGUUCAACUUCUGGAAGGAUCGAUCGGUUCCUGGACCGAAACCAAUACCAGUGUUUGGAAAUGUCUUCUGGCCGACGAUCGGCAAACUGUCGCUCGCGGACUUUUUAACGAGCCUAUACCGUGAAUACAAAAACGAGCCUCUCGUCGGGAUAUUCGUACGAAGGACACCUCAUCUCAUUGUGCAGGACACCGAACUCAUUAAAGACGUUCUUAUUAAGGAUUUCCCGAUAUUCGCAAAUCGCGGAUUUCUGAUGCACGAAGUGGCAGAGCCGCUGUCGCAGCACCUGUUCGCCUUGGAAGCAAAAAGAUGGAGACCAUUAAGGGCGCAGCUCUCACCGGUGUUUACGUCCGGCAAGCUCAAAGGAAUUUUCACUCUGAUUCUCGAGUGCGCCAAACACUUCGAGAAUUAUAUGGACACACUGGUGAAGAAGGGGGAGCCUAUCGAGGUGCGAGAAGUCGCAGCCAAGUACACCACCGACGUGAUCGGCAGCUGUGCCUUUGGAAUCGAGAUGAACUCACUGUCGGACGAGGAGAGCGAGUUUCGCCGAAUGGGCAAAGAGAUCUUCGCCACCGAUUGGAAAGGAAUGCUGAAGUUCAGGAUAAAGGAAUGCAUAGGUGAACUGUACAAUUUACUUGGUUACGUCCUCCCAGCGGACAAGGUGAACGAGUUCAUCAUGAAGAUCACUAUUGAGACGCUAACGUACAGAAAGAAGCAUAACAUCGUCAGGCCUGAUUUUAUGAACACAUUGCUGGAGCUUCGGAACAAUCCCGAAAGAGUGAAGGAUAUUAAGUUAACCGACACGUUGCUAGCCGCACAAGCGUUCGUCUUCUUCGCGGCAGGUUUCGAGACUUCAUCCACCACGAUCACGAAUGCUCUGUACGAAUUGGCGUUGAAUCAAGAAGUGCAGAAGAAACUGCGACAAGAGAUCAAGGAAUUCGAUCAGAAAACUGACGGCCAAUGGAGAUACGAGACUAUAAAGGAGAUGACAUAUCUGGACAAAGUACUUAAAGAGGCACUGAGGAAAUAUCCACCUUUGGCAUUCUUGUUCAGAGAAGCAACGGAUAAUUACACGUUCCGGUCUACGAAAGUGUCAAUACCGAAAGGCUCGAGAGUGUGGAUACCGAUAUUCUCCAUACAAAGGGAUCCAGAUAUCUAUCCAGAUCCAGAGAAGUUCGAUCCUGAGAGGUUCUCAGAGGAGGCAGUAAAAGCGAGGAAUCCCAUGCACUAUUUAUCAUUCGGCGAUGGUCCAAGAAACUGCAUUGGUGCACGUUUCGCGAUUUAUCAGACGAAGAUUGGGUUGAUAAAAAUCCUGCGUAAUUACCAGGUGCAGGUUUGCGAGAAGACACCGAUUCCGUACGUGUUCGAUCCAAUUGCGCUUAUAAUGUGCCCGAAAAGAGGAUUGUAUUUAAAGAUAGUCAAAAACGAAAUUUAAUUCGUUGAUCCGUUAGAAGCUGGCGUUAAAAUGCAGUUUUUUCUAUCAAUUUCUAUUAUCAAGUUGUAUCUUAUCAAUGUUAGGAAUAUGAGAAGAAGUUUCAAAGACUUUAUUAAUACUUUUUCAUCGCUAUGUCGCCACUUGUACCCCCAUCCAAAAAAUUCAGGACAUGUUGUCAAAGUGAGAUUUUAGAAGAAGAAACAAAGACCUCUUGGAUAAAUUUUAAUUUAUUGAACUUUGAAUAUCAAUCAAAAAUAAAUACAACUAAGCAUAAAGUCGCAUAAAAUCGUACAUCAAGUUUUCGAUGGUCAUUGUAAAGGAAAGGUUUGAAUCUUCAAAUCCAUUGUAGGUUUAAUCGUUAAAAAAAUUUUUCAACGUUUCCCCGUUUUCAUGUGACAAUUUAUAGAAUUUUUGAGAAAAAAAAAAUUUCUUUAUUUUAAAACAUUUUAAAAUAAAACGAAGGAUGUAUUUGGAAAGUAGAGGUUUCAGGCUUUAAAACGAGACCAGAUUUACUCUUUUAAACUAUGAAUUUUAGUCUAAAUAUUUACUGUCCCGAAUAUGAACGAGAGACACUGUAUAAAAUCUAUAUUUUCUUCUUCCAAAUAUAUUGAAAUAUAUGAAAAAUAUAGGCGAUGUUUUUUUCUAAAUUUAUCCACCAAUGUAUCAAUGAAUUAUUCUUACACUUUAAUUCACAAUCUAUGUCCAUGAAGAAAGCUAAUUAAUUAAUUAUACGGUUUAGAUUGGGACAAUAAUUUUCACAAGCUUGUUUCCAUUUGUAUACUAGAAAUCAUUCAAGUCUCACAAAAAUACACUAUGUUAUAAAUGUAUAAAAUUUCAGUGGAAAAUUAUGAAUUGAUUAUUUUCACUUUGGUUGUCCCAAUAUUAAUCUCGUAUCGGAUCUAUUUAUAUAUUUUACUAAAAAUCAUCGCCUGAAAAAUGCACUGUUACAAAUAUAUAAAAUUUCUAUGGAAAAUGAGAAAUUCGUCGAAUUUACUGGUACCAAAUUAAUCAAUCAGUAUCAAAAUUAAUCAAUCAAAUCCGUAUUCCUUUCAUGAGAUAUUUCCACUGAUCAGGACUGUCAGAUCAUAAUGGUCAAAGCGACAUUGCGUUACCUUCACCAUCAUUGUAAUCUAUCUAAUCUGAAAUCAUCAAAAGAUGAUGUGACGUCACGUGUUUUCGACAUGGAGGAAUUUGCUAGAGGCGAUUAGAGUGGCAGGAAAAUGUACUUAUCUCUACGAUACGGAAACUCUGCUGUCCAGAGUAUCAGUGUCAGUUGUGAUUCAACCACGAUAUGUAAUAAAUCUGGCAGACAAUCUUCGUUCGUAAUUUGGAGAAGACUUCGUUGUGAAAAAUCUGAUAUAUAGCAUGGAUUACUUUCAACUUAUCUGCGCCAUUGGCGCGGUGCUUUUGGCACUCUACUACUACUACACUUCGACCUUUGACUAUUGGAAGAUUCGCAAUGUAGUUGGGCCGCGACCUAUUGUAUUGGCUGGCAAUUUAAGCGAGAUCCUUUUCAAAAAGACGUCGAUAAGCGAUAAACUGAGACAGAUGUACGACGAAUAUAAGAACGAGCCGGUGUUCGGAAUAUUCGAGGGAACGAAACCUGUUCUCGUUAUUAACGAUCUAGACCUGAUCAAAGACGUUCUCAUCAAGGACUUCUCCCUGUUCGUCGACCGAGGAUUUCCUAUAUUUCCAAAGGCAGAACCGCUGGGAGAGCAUCUAUUCGCCCUGGAGGCAGAAAGAUGGCGACCAAUGAGAACGAAACUCUCGCCGAUAUUCACGUCGGGCAAGCUGAAGGAGAUGGUCCCCCUCAUGCUGGAGUGUUCGAGGAAUCUGGAGAGAUACGUGGACAAAGUGGCGCGUGCCGGCAAGCCGGUAGAAUGCCGUGAUCUUGCUGCGAAGUUCACGACCGACGUGAUCGGCAGC
This is a messenger RNA of Heterotrigona itama, 4709 nucleotides long. NCBI's taxonomy places the organism in Eukaryota, Metazoa, Arthropoda, Insecta, Hymenoptera, Apidae. The record is from the annotation of a GenBank genome assembly.